GAUCCCCACCACCAAAGCCUGAACUUGAAGUGCCCUGGGCCAAGGAACUACAGGAUUGCAAGGAACUGGAAGAACUACUGCAAUUUGUUGACUUCAACAUUGAUGGAAAUGCACUUCUUGAGCCCAACUUUCCAGAAGACCUCGAGGAGCCAAACAAUCCAUUGGGAAUUCCCACAGAGCAGCUACCCAGAUACCUCACAUUGCCUGUCCAUGAUCAGAAUCCCUCUCCGGGAGAGGGAGAUGAGAGAUCCAACCAGGAAGAGCCUUGGAACCCCAGGGCCCAUGAGCAAAAGAGUGCCCCAAAGAAGCCACACCAAUGUGUUCAGUGUGGGAAGGGUUUUGUUUCUAAGAAGGUACUUAAGGGGCACCUGAAAAUUCAUUUGGGAAAGCUCCCUCAUGAGUGCCCUGAUUGUGGGAAAAGGUUCCUUCGUAGGUCAAACCUACAAAGGCAUCUUCGAGUUCACACAAGGGAGGCUCCCUAUAAAUGCAGCGUGUGUGAGAAGCGAUUCACUCAGCAGUCACACCUCUCAGAACACCAGAAAAUCUCUUCUGGUCAAGGAGUAUCCACUUGCCCCGAGUGUAAGUUGCGAUUUUGUAAUAAAAAACAAUUUAUACAACACCUGAAAAUCCACACAAACGGAAAGCCCCAUAAAUGUCAGAGUUGUGGGAAAAGAUUUAGACGACAAAGAGACCUUAAUUUGCACCACGGGUCACACACUGCAGAGAGACCAUUUGUGUGUGAGAAUUGUGGGAAAAGCUAUAGACAGAGAUCGAGCCUUGUUUUUCAUUACAGAAGCCAUUCGGGGCAGAAGCCAUACAAUCUUCCCAAGGAAGGCAUGAUUUAA
Miniopterus natalensis is the source of this 845-nucleotide messenger RNA. NCBI's taxonomy places the organism in Eukaryota, Metazoa, Chordata, Mammalia, Chiroptera, Miniopteridae. The record is from RefSeq and is a predicted model, not a curated record.